Microthlaspi erraticum is the source of this 351-nucleotide messenger RNA. NCBI's taxonomy places the organism in Eukaryota, Viridiplantae, Streptophyta, Magnoliopsida, Brassicales, Brassicaceae. The record is from the annotation of a GenBank genome assembly.
AUGGAUCAAAUUGAGUCAGAUGUCUCAAACGGUAAAGUAAAGGAGCCGAGUGUAAUAUCUCCGGGAGGAUCCAAGACCGAAGAGAGGCAAAGUCACGGUGUUACUAAUCAGACUGAGAUGAGUCAACAUGGUCAAGAGCAGCAGCCUCGUGGAGAAGUGAACAUGGAAGCUUCCAUAGCAGCAGAGGACGUGAUAAGAGCUGGAGGGUUUGGUGCUAAAGACGACAUUGGAAGCUUCCUUCCCGUGGCUAGUGAUUCUACUGACUUUGAGGAAUCAAUCCGCUCUGCACGUGACUACGAAGAACCCCAACCAGAGGUUCAGAGACCCGGUCUUGGCUGGCCUAAAGAGUAA